AUGAACGACACAGAAUUUCAUAGAGCAACGUUAGCUGAGAAGGAAGUUAAUACAUUAAAGGAACAAUUGACAUCAACCGCAACAUCCAAAACACAAACAAACACCACAUUAUCAAAUUCAACAACAACGACCACAAUCACGCAAAACGGCACAUCACCACCUUCACCCUCCACCACUCCACUUUCGCUUCUAUCCGAUAAUAACGAUAAUCACAACACAAGCAACAAAUUGCUAAACAAUAACAGCAUCAAAAGCUGUCAUUUGGAUGACGAAAACAUGGACAAGAAGCUUAACGACGUAAACGAAAUGAUUGAUAACAAUCACGAAGAUGACGAUGACGUCAAAGAAGAAACUAAUCAUUGUACAAGCAACCGAUCGACACCCACAAGUGAAAAAGAAAAAAAUGUCGAAGACGACGAUAUGGUCGAUAAUGACGAUGAAAAUGCAACAGAAUCACAUGAUAAUGGUGAUCGCUGUAGCGUGAAGUCGGGAAAUGUAAAUAACAACAACAGUGUAAGCACUCGAACAAUGGCUGAGGAAUUAGCAUUAAAAGAUAAAGAGUCUACAGAUGUUACACAGAUAGAAGGAGAAAAAGUGCUUGUUGAUACUUCUAUCCAAUAG
This is a messenger RNA of Clunio marinus, 621 nucleotides long. The record is from the annotation of a GenBank genome assembly. NCBI's taxonomy places the organism in Eukaryota, Metazoa, Arthropoda, Insecta, Diptera, Chironomidae.